AUUAACCUAGGGUUGAAGGCCAAACCAGAGCUAUUCCAGUUUGCAAAGUUUAUUUGGCUCUAUAUUGCUAAAUCCAGUCGCCUCCCUAACUCUAAGGCAUCUGCUGGAGGGACAGCUUCCUUCUCACUGAAUCCCUGCUCAGCGGAAACCCUAGUGAGCAUCAUGUUCCUGCUUCCAUCGCUCCCUCUUCUUCUCCUGAGUGUGAUAGCAGCAUCUUAUUCAGAAGCCAUAACCCAUGAGGACAGUGCAAACAACUGCCCAACAAUUGCCUGUUAUUCUCCAGGCAUGAAUGGCUUCCCAGGAAAAGACGGACGUGAUGGCUCAAAGGGAGAAAAGGGAGAACCAGGUGAAGGGCUCAGAGGCUUGCAGGGCCCUCCUGGAAAGAUGGGGCCUCCAGGAAACCCAGGUCCUCCUGGGUUACCUGGAAAAACUGGCCAAAAAGGAGACCCUGGAGAAAUUCGAGAAUGCGAUACCAGUGUGGCUGAUUCUGAAAGAGGAGCUCUGCGAGCAGAAUUAGAGAAAAUCAAAAAGUGGCUGUUCUUCUCUUUGGGCAAAAAAGUUGGGAAGAAAUUCUUCUUGAACAAUCAUAGAAAGAUGAGCUUUAGUGAAGUAGAAGCUCUGUGUGCCCAAUUCCAGGCCUCCGUGGCCAUCCCCAAUAAUGCUAAAGAGAACAGUGCCAUCCAGAGCCUGAUCAAUGACAACACCUUCCUAGGAAUUACAGAUAAGGCAACAGAAGGCCACUUUGUGGAUCUGAAAGGAAGGGAACUGAGCUACCAAAACUGGAAUGAGCAUGAGCCCAAUGAUGCUGGCGAUGGGGAAGACUGUACAGUGAUCAUGCCAAAUGGCAAGUGGAAUGAUGUGCCCUGCUCCUCCUCCUAUUUUGCAGUCUGUGAGUUCUCUGCCUGAAGGAACUUGUCAACCCUCAGAACACCCCACCCCUAUCCCUUUACUAUACCACACAGGCCAAAAAUCUACCUUGCAAAUAAAUUCUGUCAAUAUCUUUGUAUUCAGUGCUGGGUCCCUCUUUCAUGAGGAAUUGGAGAAAAUUAGGAGAAUAGAUUAAAUGAAUGAGAGAAGGAAGUGAAAAGCAAGGUGAGGAGGUUGACAGUGAUCCAAGAAGAGUUUCUGGUUGAGCCCCAAUCACUAAUGAUCACUAACACAACAACACAGUAAUAGUAAUAGUAAUAGUAGUAGUAAUUUAAUUAGCCUAUAAUACUUGUAUUUGAGUAGUGUUAACUUGCUAACAUAUAAAAAUUAAAUAGAUUAAUUUUUCCAUUUGCUACAAGAAACUGCACCUGUUGGGACUCCCUUUCUGAUAGGAUAGGGGACUUCUCCAGUGACAUCACCCCAAACUAACACUAUAACUUUUAAGCCAAUCUCAGAUAUUAAGAGAAUCUGCUGGGACUGGAGCUGUGUCAUAGUAGGUUAAACCUCUGCCUGUGGCGCUGGCAUUGUUAUGGGUGCCAGUUUAUGUUCCGGCUGCUCCUCUUCUGAUCAAGUUCUUUUUUAUGGCCUGGGAAAGCAGUGGAAGACGGCCCAAGUGCUUAGGCCCCUGCACCCAUGUGGGAGACUGGAAGAAGCUCCUGACUCCUGGCUUCAGAUUGGCUCAGCUCCAGCUGCUAUGGCCAUCUGGGGAGUGAAACAGCGGAUAGAAGACCUCUCUCUCUGUAUCUCCCUCUGUUUGCAAUUCUACCUCUCAAAUAAAUAAAUAAAAUGUUUUAAAAAAGAGCAUCUGUUUUGUAGUUGAAACCUUUUUUAAAAAAAUAGAUUUAUUUAUUUACUUGAAAGUCAGAGUUACACAGAGAGAGAAGGAGAGACAGCGGUUUUACUGGCUAUGCCACAGCACUGGCCCUGAAACUUUUUUCUUUAAUGAGAUAUUAAAUUAUUUAAAGAUCCCAAGUCUCAAGUAAAAAGAUUGAGUUCUCACAAAGAUAACCAACUAUGUAGUCAUUUUCUAGAUCACAAUCCAGGCUAUUUCUAGUAUCUUAGCAUUCCCUUUGUUAUUCCCCCUUGUUGAUUUUUCCCCAAAAUAAACACUACUUUGAACACUG
Messenger RNA from Oryctolagus cuniculus (rabbit), 2051 nucleotides. It is a transcript of the gene MBL2, whose product is annotated as mannose binding lectin 2. Gene Ontology annotation, cellular component: multivesicular body. Lineage: Eukaryota; Metazoa; Chordata; Mammalia; Lagomorpha; Leporidae. The record is from RefSeq and is a predicted model, not a curated record.